Messenger RNA from Geosmithia morbida, 897 nucleotides. RefSeq names its product 3-oxo-5-alpha-steroid 4-dehydrogenase 1. Gene Ontology annotation, biological process: steroid metabolic process. The transcript is spliced from 2 exons. The record is from RefSeq and is a predicted model, not a curated record. Gene Ontology annotation, molecular function: 3-oxo-5-alpha-steroid 4-dehydrogenase activity. Lineage: Eukaryota; Fungi; Ascomycota; Sordariomycetes; Hypocreales; Bionectriaceae. Bases 1 to 897 code for a protein of 298 amino acids. Gene Ontology annotation, cellular component: membrane.
AUGAUGGAGAAGCUCCAACAGAUGCCAGGGCAGCUGCCGACACUGUGGGAGGGCUGGAUGCCUCCCACGCGCGAGCACUACGACCUCAUCCUGACAGCAUUCCAAUGGGGAUACCUAGUUACCGGAUCGAUCCAGUGGGUGAUAGGAUGGUACGGCAUGGGCAAGACGUCCACGCCGAGCCUUCUCAACAUCCCGGGCCGGUGGGCUUGGCUGACGAUGGAGUCCCCCGGCUUCCUGACGCUGGGCUACCUGAUGGGCAAGAUGUCCCACGGCGACCUGCCCUGGCAGAACAAGGUGCUCGCCGCUCUGUUCGUGAUGCACUACGCCUACCGGGCUGUGGCCUUCCCCUUCCUGCAGCCCAGCAUGGCGCCCGUGCACGUCUUCGUCUGGCUGGCCGCCCUGGGCUUCCAGGUGCUCAACGCGACGUGCCUGGGGUCGUGGCUGGCGGCCUACGGCCCCGUCCACGACGCCGACUGGGACGACGUCCCGCUGUCGACGCCGCGCUUCGUCGUCGGCGUCGCCGUCUUCUACCUCGGCCUCGCGUCCAACUACUUCCACGACGAGGAGCUGCGCGAGAUACGCCGCCGGGAGAGGCGCCGCCAGGACGACGUCGCCGCCAGGUCCGGCACCGCCCCCGCACUCGUCAGAGGCCACUACCGCAUCCCCGAGGCCGGCCUCUUUCGCUACGUCCUCUUCGCUCACUACCUAUGCGAGUGGGUGGAGUGGUCUGGCUUCUGGCUCGCCGCCGGCUGGUCGUGCGCUCCCGCUCGCGCUUUCCUCGUCAACGAGAUCGCCGCCAUGCUGCCCCGUGCUGUGCGUGGAAAAGCGUGGUAUCGUGAGCAUUUUGGUGAGGACAAGAUUCGGAAAAAGUACGCCGUCAUUCCCGGUGUCAUCUAA